Molecule: messenger RNA, 2399 nt
Organism: Metopolophium dirhodum (rose-grain aphid)
Lineage: Eukaryota; Metazoa; Arthropoda; Insecta; Hemiptera; Aphididae
Product: acetyl-coenzyme A transporter 1-like
Exons: 10
Coding region: 194-1750 (518 amino acids)
Cellular component (GO): membrane
Molecular function (GO): acetyl-CoA transmembrane transporter activity
Source: RefSeq, a predicted model, not a curated record
UAUUUUUAUUAAUCUCAUGAUUUUAAGAUAUUGACAUCAAACCAGUGCCAAUAUUUUGCAACUAAUUUGCAGCAAUUUGCAUAUAUGGGAACAUAGCAUAACAGUAUCAUCCGCUUAACAAAUUAGAUUGCGUUUUAAAGGAAUUAAUGUACGUUAUGCGUAUAACGUGAAUAGUGAAGAUUCCGCAGUAAAAAUGACGGUCCCGCAUCUAGAAGAAGAACUAGAAAACCUCACAGCAUUGGCAGUAGUUAAUGAUUCGAAUUCUGCCGAGAAGCCAAAUUUGAAAGGAGAUUGGUUGAAUUUGCUACUGUUAUUGCUGCUGUAUGCGAUGCAAGCCAUACUAUAUGGUUUAGCAUCAUUGGCUAUACCGAUAAUUUUACAAAGCAACAAAAAUGUGUCUUACAAAGAUCAAGCUCUAUUCAGUUUAGUUGAUUGGCCGUAUAGCUUUAAACUUAUAUGGGCCCCUUUGGUAGACUCGCUGUACGUGCAAAAGAUGGGAAGACGAAAAUCAUGGCUCAUACCUGUUCAAUAUUCGAUUGGAGCAUGUUGCAUUUAUAUGGCCAGCAAUAUCGAUGAAUGGUUGCCGGAAACGGGUAGACCAGACAUACUGAAAUUGACAUGCGUAUUUUUCGUAUCCAAAAUGUUGGCAGCCACGCAAUUUAUAGUCAUCGACGGUUGGGCUCUGACAAUGCUCAAGAAGAAUAACGUAGGCUAUGCAUCUACAUGCUUUGCAGUCGGUAUGGUGAUGGGCACGAUGAUAAGUUAUUUGUGUUCCGUCUUGUUGACGUCGGAAGACUUUAGCAACAACUACUUACGAUUUAGUGCAGAUGUGGGAGGAUUGAUCACCAUGAAAAGUUUUUUCUAUGUCUUGGGUAUUCUUUUUAUAUUAAUAACUACAUUGAUUGCAGUUUUUAAAAAAGAAAAAGAUAAUAGGUUAGAAGACGACUAUGUAAAACUCAAUAUAGUUCAAAACUAUUCAUUAUUAUGGGACAUUUUAAAACUACCUAGUAUUCAAUUGUUGGUGAUAGCAAUGCUGACCUCGAAGAUUGGAUUUGCUGCAACAAAUGGUGUGUCGGUUUUAAAACUCAUCGACGCAGGAGUACCUAAAGAAACCAUUACGGUUAUAAAAACAACAAUUUUAGUUGUAAAAAUGAUUUCGCCACUUGCUGUAGCGAAGUAUACUUCUGGUCCAAAACCGAUGAACGUAUACCUGACAUCAACACUAAUCAGAUUGCUUUGGGACAUUUCAGUUUUUGCAUUGAUUUAUUAUACACCACAAUUGAUAUCCAAGAAUGGACUUGUGAAUAUUCCAAUAUAUUACUAUGGGCUUUUAUUAUUUAUAUUAUCAAUACAUGAUAUUCUACUCCAAAUUAUGACUAUAUCUUCAAUAGCUUUUUUCUCUCGAAUAAGUGAUUCACGUUUUGGUGGUACCUACAUGGCAUUGUUGACUACAUUUUAUAGUUUGGGAGGAGCUUGGACGUCUUCGGUCGCUAUUGGAAUGAUAGAUUUCCUAACGUUUAAACAAUGUUCUUUAGAUCACAAGAAUAAUUGCUCUACACCAAAUCUAAAAAACAUGUGUAAAACAAUUGAUGGUGAUUGUGUUGUUAUAGUCAAUGGGUUUUACGUAGAAAUGGCUUUGUGUACCAUAUUCGGAUUCAUUUGGCUUUGCAUUUUCAGAAAUAUCCUUAAAAAAUUUCAAAAUAAGGGCCGUUCUCAUUGGUUGGUCAAUAUAAAGAGACCAAGAAAAUAAAAGGAAUGUAUAUUGCUCUAUGCUCAUUUAGCCAUAGGGCUGAACAUUUCGAUGGCCUAAACGUCUAUAUAGUAAUUUUUUUAGUAUUUUAGUAUUCCAAUAUAUCAUUAUAUCAAUAAUUAUUAUUAGGUUCUCUAGGAAUGUAGGCGCAUUAUUAUUUCACAAACAGUCUAGUUGAGCGGGUCCAUACAAUAUUGAUCAUUGCGUAAAUUGUCACCCGUGUAUUUCUAAUGUACGUACACGCCGCGCGCUCGAUCCUCGCUAGACUUACUUUUUAAUGAAAGCUCCUGUUAACUUAAAUAUGUGUAUCCAUACAUAAAUUACAACAAAUUUAACAAGAUAGCUUGAUUUACAUUUGUAAUCUAAAUACUUUUUAAAAUACACAUAAAAUAAUAAGAUUAAAUACAUUUUUUAGUAACCAUGUUGCGUCUUUUACGUUUUAACUUUAAGUAACCUGAAGUACUUUUCGUACGAUAGUUAUUACGAUUAUUCUCCUAUACACGUAUUUAUUAGUUAUGUUUUAAAUAUGAAGUUGAUAUUAAUAAAUCAGUUAAUCAUAAAUACAUUAUUGUAAAAACUUGUAGGUAUGAGUUCAUCAAUGCAUUUAAUAAAGCCAUAAAUAUAAUAUAUAACAAACAAUUUUUUAUAA